AACUCUUGCUAUGUUUUUUUUAUGGAAGACCAGAGAACAACUACAGUGGCAUGUGUAAUGGUCGCAUUACAACACAGCACUGGAAGAUAAACAGACAAGAUAUAUUUGAAACAUUCUGAAAAUGUAAUAAUAAGUUGAAAUACCAGGUAACAGUGAUAAUAUUCUAGAACUCUCACAGUACUGCAUGUGAAGUUGCCACGGUGAUGUCAGAAUGUGUUCCUAGGCCAUUGAUCUGUGGUACACUAGCCAACUCUGUCACAAACAGCACAGAUGUCUGUCUCUAUGGCCAUGGAGAAUGUGACUCAUCCCCCACACAACCGUAAAGGGGCCACUGUCAGCUUCCACAACAUCCAGUACAGUGUUCAGGAGAAGAGAGGCCUCUGCUGCACGAAGAGCAACACUAAAAACAUCCUCAUUGACCUUAAUGGGAUUAUGAGGCCUGGCCUCAAUGCCAUUUUAGGAGCUACGGGCAGUGGAAAGUCCUCCUUCUUGGAUGUGCUCGCGGCUAGGAAAGACCCAGCGGGUCUAUCGGGGGAGGUGCUCAUUGACGGGGCCCCACAACCACCCAACUUCAAAUGCCUCUCUGGAUAUGUGGUUCAGGAUGAUGUUGUCAUGGGAACACUGACAGUACGAGAGAACUUCCGUUUCUCUGCGGAGCUUCGGUUACCUACAAGUAUCACCGGGCAGGAGAAAAAAGAGCGGGUGGAGAGACUCAUCGGGGAACUAGGCUUAGAAAAGGUGGCCGACUCACGGGUGGGAACUCAGCUGAUUCGAGGGAUCUCGGGUGGUGAACGGAAGCGCACCAAUAUCGGCAUGGAGCUCCUAAUUGACCCGAGUGUUCUCUUCCUGGACGAACCCACCACAGGCCUCGAUGCAAGCACUGCAAAUUCAGUACUGGCAUUACUUAAAAGGAUGGCCUGUAGUGGUAGAACCAUCAUUCUGUCCAUCCACCAGCCCCGUUUCUCCAUCUUCAGCAAAUUUGACCACCUCACUCUGUUGGUAGGGGGUCGCCAGGUUUACCAUGGCAACGCCAGCAAUGCACUGCAGUACUUCAGCGACAUUGGUUAUGAAUGUGAGCCACACAAUAAUCCUGCAGAUUUUUUCCUUGACGUCAUCAAUGGAGAUGCCACCAAUCAGAGCACUGCAAAAGCCCCAGAGAUAACUCCAGAUGGACAAAACUCAUCGCUGCAGUCAGUAGAGCACCACCUGGUGGAGGAAUACAAGAAGAGCGCAGACUUCCGUCGGACACAACAGGAGCUGCAGAGCAUCAAUCAGGGCAAAGCCACUGGACACUCCUCCAAACGCACCGUCACUUACAACACCCCCUUCUGCCACCAGUUCAAAUGGGUUCUCCGCAGAACCUUCAAGAACCUCAUGCUCAACCCUCAGACAUCCUUCGCUCAGAUCGGAGUAACUGUAUUCUUGGCAUUAAUUGUGGGAGCUAUUUUCUUCGGUGUUAAAGAGGAUCAAAGUGGAAUUCAGAACAGAAUGGGGGCUCUUUUCUUCAUUACAAUCAAUCAGUGUUUCUCCGCACUGUCCUCCGCUGAACUCUUCAUCACAGAGCGUAAACUCUUCAUACACGAGUACAUCAGCGGCUACUACCGUGUGUCCGUCUACUUCUUCAGCAAGAUCUUGUCUGACAUCAUCACACUGCGCACAUUUCCAGCCAUCACAUUCAGCCUUGUGGCCUACUUCAUGAUAGGCUUCAAAGGCACUCCUGAAGCCUUCUUCGUGUUCAUGCUGACGGUUGCAUUGGUGGCAUACACAGCGACUGCAAUGACAAUGGCUAUCUCUGCGGACCAGACUGUUGUUGCUAUUGCCAACAUCUUCAUGACCAUCAGCUUCGUCUUCAUGAUGAUCUUCUCAGGACUGCUGGUUAACCUACCCAGUAUUGUGGAGUGGCUGGCCUGGCUCCAGUAUCUUAGCAUUCCUCGCUAUGCCCUGAGUGCUCUUCAAAUUAAUGAGUUUACAGGAUUGAAAUUUUGUGACCCAGCACUCAAUAUCACCUUGCCACCAGGAUUUGCGUGUACUGGGGAGGAUUUUCUCAAAAAUCAAGGCCUUGAUUUUUCAACUUGGGGACUUUGGCAGAAUCAUGUUGCCCUCACAGUAAUGACUAUAAUAUUCCUGGUUAUUGCCUAUCUGAAACUUCGUUUUAUCAAGAAAUUUACAUAAAAGAGAACAACAGACUCACUUUUAUCUGUACCCACAGACCCACAAACAUUUCUACAAUGCCAAAUAUAUGUGCACUACAUCCUUGGGCAAAAAAAAAAAUUCAAAAAAAUAUGUCAAAACACUGGAUAUAAUGCCAUGGAAUAUAUUUUAAUUCCCGUAACAUGUGACAGAACCUUCUGGAGAUGCUUUUACACAUUCAUUACUGCCCAUAUCAUGUGAUGUUUGGAUUGGAUUAAAGGGAAACUUUAGGAUGUUUCAACCGAGGCCCUAUUUUUCGAUCUCUUUGGGUCUAAAUUUUAACUAAGGACACUUAACGAUCGAAAUCUGUCCAGUAUUGAGUUCGAAUGCUAUUACCGGCAACCACAGAACUGCUACACAAUGUAAUCCCAUGGGGCAAGCAUAGUGCGUGUUUUCCCCACUGACAUGCUCAUAAUGUUAUUAUAAGUGUUUGACAACAUGGAAAGGAUCCGUACAGAGAUACACCUUUGUCUGUUUACCUCAAGAACUGUAAAGAACCUUUCUGUAGUUUAAGUAGUUCAGUUUCAACUUCUGUUCCUGUAUAAUGACUGUAUCAGUUCAAACGGCCGCCAUUCUAACUAAAUACUGGACUGAUUUCGACUGUUUUUGUCCCUAGUAAAAAUUUGGACCCAAAAAGAUGGGAAAAUAGGACCCAGGUUAAAAAAUUCCAAAAGUUUCCCUUUAAAAACCAAAACUGUCAUUAUGUCCUAACAGUAGUCAAUCUGUCAGUCAAUCAAUGACACAGACAAUCUGUAAAAAAAAUCAGGUUACAGUAAUGCACUUUGAACGAGUAAAACUUCCAUGUCCCUCCCCCUCCAUCUCUGGUGCCCUCCAGCCCUCCAGCUACAGACUGUGACUGAAACCCUUUUACCAUCUUAAGUUUGUUGAAAAUCAAAUCAAACAUCAAACAAUUCAGAUGCUCACUGAAGAAAUUGAGCUUGACCCAGGGAGAGCAUGUGUGCACACUACUCCUCCAGACAGACACUCCUCCUGAUUGGGAUUGCUUGUUUUGAUUUGGUUGUGGUGGAAGUUUGCAAAUGGCAUUAUGAACACUAGGUGGAGCCAGAGGAGCCUGAUUCUUUCUCAGAUGAUCUGUUUCAUGUACUACUGUCAGGUCCUAAUCAUAAUGACAGUUAGAGCAAAUAUUACAAAAAGUUAUUUUUGUAAGGAUUCCCUACUGCAGUUUUCAUCAUAACUAUGGCAGCUGAUGCUGCUAUUGUCUUUCAGUAUAAUCUUGAUUUGUAUAGGUUUGUAAUGCAAUUCUGGAUAGCCACUUAAGGAAUAUUUGUAUUUAAUUUUUUAUUUGCACAUCUUAAUAAACCUCACAUUACAUACUUUUAUUUAUGAAGUGUCAAAAUAAGAAACCAAUUAAUGACACUUUUUUGAGUUUAUGAUGUCUGUUUUACAUUUUGCAUCAUGUUUGUGUAUAUUAACUUUCUUCAGAAGGUAACUAUUUGCCUAUAUGAUCCUAUUCCUUUCAGAGGGUUUGUGAUUAUGUGUUGAGGCCAAAGAAAAGCCAUUUUGAUGUGAAAGUCAGUCUUCUGUAGCCCUACCUCAAACAGCAAUUUGUACCCACAAAAGAUUAUUUUUUUUAUUAUGAAAUUGAUUGAUAGUCAAUCAAAUUUGAUUUGCUUUAUAAUUCAUUAAGAAAUACUUUCUGUUGGAUUAUUAAAUAAUUAAUGUGUUAUUGGAUUAUUAAAUUGAUUAUUAAGUUAAUGUUUAGUAAAUGUGACAUACUGUAUAUGAUUUUUAUAUGACUUCAAUUAAACACAACUUUCUCCUAA
Molecule: messenger RNA, 3974 nt
Organism: Clupea harengus (Atlantic herring)
Lineage: Eukaryota; Metazoa; Chordata; Actinopteri; Clupeiformes; Clupeidae
Product: broad substrate specificity ATP-binding cassette transporter ABCG2-like
Biological process (GO): transmembrane transport
Cellular component (GO): plasma membrane
Molecular function (GO): ATP hydrolysis activity; riboflavin transmembrane transporter activity; ATP binding
Source: RefSeq, a predicted model, not a curated record